AUGACCGUGAAGGACGAUAAGAAAACGCCGUUUGUUGGCCGCCCCUCAACAAAUGUUAUUCAGAUCGGCCAAGAGGGUUUUAAGCACGAGCCCAGAAAGAAAAAAAAAAACGCAAUUAUCAUUCUUUUUUCUUCAAUUUAUAUUCCAUCGUGCCAUUCUGAAGACUUUCUUUUCAACAAUUUGUGUCUUUUGUCGUUAUUUAUAGAUUUGCUUUUUUGUUGCUUUCCUUUUUCUUUCAUUAUUUCUGCUUUCUAUCUAUCUAUCUAUCUAAAACAGCAUUUUAACCAUCGAACUAUCUAUCUAUCUAUCUAUCUAUCUAUCUUAUUAAUGGUUACUUUUUUCCUUUUUUGUAACUUGUGUUUCUUUCUCUCUCUAAUUUCUUUUUCUUUUUUUUAUUCUACCAUAUUACUACUUGUCGCCGUUCUUUUUUAUUACUUUCUUGAUUCCAGCCUCAUUUUAUUCCUCAAUUUUCUUUCUUUCUUUCUUUUCACUCCUUAUAUCCUCUAUUUUCCCUUCAUUUCUUUUUUGUCUUUCAUACACUGUCAUUUAUUUUUAUGUUUUUAUUUCUUUCUUAUUUUCUUUCUUUUUAUUAGUUUCUUUGUCUUUCUUUCUUUACUUUUAUCUCGAUUUCUUUUUUUCUCUUCUUACGUUUUUUACUUAUUAUUUUAUAAAUCACUGAAUUAUUCAUUCAUUUAUUCUUUCUUUUAUGAUGUCUACUUUUUCUUUUUUAAUUUCUUUUUGCGUCUCCACUUCAUUCUUUCUUUCUUUCUUUCGUUCUUUCUUUCGUUCUUUCUUUCUUUCUUCAUUGUUUUCUAUUUCUUUCUUUUCUUUAUUGACUUGCUCUCAACCGCUUACUCUUUUUUUUAUCUUGUUCUGCUCUUUUUUUUUCCUUUCGUCUUGCUCUCCUUUAUUUUGUUCUUUUACUCUCCAUUUUUAUUUCCUUACCGUCCUUCUCCUUAUAUUACUCACCUUUUGCUUGAUUUCAUCCUUUCUUUCUCUUUCUCUUAUUUUUUUUUUUUGUACUUCUUAAUUUUUGCUCUCCUAGUUCUUUCCGUUACUUUCCUAUUUCGCCAUGUUUCAUCCUUUUUCAACUUUUUUCUCUUAAUAUCAUCUUUCUUUACUUUGCUCCCCACUUUCAUACCUUUAACGUCUCUUUUCAUUCUGUUACAUUUCUUUUCUCUCCUCUUUCUUCCUUUUGCACCAAUAUAUCUUCACUUGCUCCCCUCUUUAUACAUUUACUUUCCUCUUUGUCUCUUCAACCAUUUUUUUUCUCGUUUUACUUCGCCUUUCUAUUGCCCUUCUCUUUCAUUCUGUUACCUUCUUCUUUCUUUAACUCCCCCCUCUUUUAAUACCUUUAAUAUCCUCUUUCUUUCUAUUAUAAAUUUUCCUUCUCUAAUUAUUAUUUUCCUUUCUUGUUCUUCCGCUUUUUGCUUUGCUCGCCUCCCCCUUUCUUUUUCAGUUCUCUUAAUUUCGCCCACCCAUCCUUUUCGUCGCCUUGCUCUCCUCUUUCACACACUCUGCUGGUUUUCUCUGUUAAUCUUUUUUUAUUCAUUCUCUUCACUUAGUUUUUUCAACAAUUCUUCAUUCUCCUAUCCCUUUUCUUUGUUUUGGUCUCAUCUUUAUUUCUCUUACAUUUCCCUUUCAUUUUUUCCCUCUUCUUUUUUAUCACCUUGCUCUCCUUACUUUCCUCUCCUUUUAUUCGUUCUUUCCUCUUUUUUCUUUUACUCUUAUUUCUUCUGCUUUUUUCCUCUCUUUGUAAUGCCCCCUCUUUCUUUCUCUUAUAAUUUUCUUUCUUUCUAUCACUCUUACUUUUUUCACCUUUAUAAUCUCUUUCAUUCAUUUACUGUCCUCUUUUUCUCUGUUAAUCUCCUUUUAAUCUUUCUUUCCUCUUUUUUUGUCUCAUUUCUUUCACUCUUCGCUUCUUCAACUCUUCUUUUUCUUCACCUUGCUCUCCUCUUUGAUUCACUUACUUUCCUCUUUCUUUCUGUUAAUCUCGUUUUAUAUUUUCUCUUCUCUCUCUUUCUCUUGACCACAUCUAUCUUGUUCUUUUCAUAUCUAUCUAUCUAUCUAUCUAUCUAUCUAUCAUUUUCUUCAUAUCUAUCUCUCUAUCUUAUUCUGUUCAUAUCUAUCUAUCUAUCUAUCUAUCUGCGCAUGUCUCAGUCUCUUCAGAUCUAUCUAUCUAUCUAUUUAUCUAUCUAUCUAUCUAUCACUCUUCAUAUCUAUCUAAUUAUCUAUCUAUCUAUCUAUCUAUCUAUCUAUCUAUCUAUCUAUCUAUCUAUCUAUCUGCUUUCAUUAUCUUUCUUUCUUAUAUUUUCUUUUUAUCUAUCUGUUUUCAUUAUCAGUCUUUCUUUCUUAUUAUAUUUUCUUUUUAUCUCUCUAUCUAUCUAUCUAUCUAUCUAUCUAUCUCUUAAUAUCUAUCUGACUAUCUAUGAAGAUAGAUAG
Molecule: messenger RNA, 2442 nt
Organism: Acanthosepion pharaonis
Lineage: Eukaryota; Metazoa; Mollusca; Cephalopoda; Sepiida; Sepiidae
Source: the annotation of a GenBank genome assembly